Molecule: messenger RNA, 1321 nt
Organism: Dermacentor andersoni
Lineage: Eukaryota; Metazoa; Arthropoda; Arachnida; Ixodida; Ixodidae
Source: RefSeq, a predicted model, not a curated record
GCAAAGUAAGCCUUCGAGGUUAUACAGAAAGCUGUGUGUCGACUGCAGAGCGGACUUCUGCAGGAUGCGGCAUACCUGGCUCCCUUGUAGUUUGCUUUUCACUCAAGUGCUCUUGGCUAGUACUAAUGAAUUUCUUGCCAGCCAGGUCCAGGAUGAGGAUGGACUAAGUAGCGGUUUGGUGAAGACGCUGGUUAAGCGGUCACCUACUGCUGGCGCGAACAAACGCGUCCGACGAGGCAUACUUGAAGCAGCUAUGAAGGCCAAAGCUUUGACAACAGCGGCUAUCCACGGGAUCAUUAGUAUGAAGAACAAGAUGCGUGAGUUGAAAGGAAACGAAGACGAGGACGAGCCAUUUCGCCCCAUCGACGUUGACGCGAUACUUAGGGAAGAAAGCGGCAAUUACGACGACGAAUCACCAGAAGAUAACACAGAUAAUUCACCCGCUCAAACAGUGUACCAAGCGGGAAUGCAUACACAAAACUAUCCUUAUAUCGCCGGACAUGCGAACGGCAUACCAAAGCAAGAAUUUCGCAAGGGAUGGUAAAGCUUCAUUGGAACAUUUCAGUGUCUGGUAGGACGAAAGGCGUAAAAAAUUUCCUUCGAGCUUCUGUGAGCCAUAUUGACGUUCAUCUCACAAACUAGAUCUUUUACUGUAAUAACGCACCGACAAACUAAAGGAAUAUCUGUAACUGAAGGCAAUGGUAAAGCCAACAAUCAACUCCUAUUGAGGUCUGUAGAAUGACAUGAGCCCACACGCACGAACACACAAGGAGACGCAGUCAAAAAGUAACGAGAAGCAUUCGCACACUUAUCUAUUUGCCUGUUUGUGUUAUAUAAUCUAAUUUGCAAGGAUUCCGGCUAGACAAUGGUUACUUAGCCGUUGCAUAUAUGGUAUAUGUUAGCUGUUAUCAUUUCCCUGAAUCAAUGGGAAAGCCACGGAUUUAAUGACAUAAAUACUUGCGAGAUUUAUAGAGCUGACGCCUGAAACCCCAUUGGUUGACAUGCCAAUUAAUGAACUGCGAUUAUUCCAAUUUAGCCUAAUAAUAGAAAAUGAUGUUUUCCUUAGCUGGGGUGGGAUCGUCGCAAACUCCAUUUAUCAUUGUUGCUGGUUACGAUGUAGACUUACGAUGAUUGACGUACAGGUCUCUACGAUGGGUACCUUCGAUUGCUUAUGCUUCCUUAGCCUGUUUUGUUGUUUGCUGUUGUGCCGUGGGGUUGCUUCCGGCAGUGCCCUUUUUUUAUUUUUGGUUAUGUUGUCAUGUGUUACAAUUUUUGUGCAGACUUACGAGAUCUUCCUCAAUAAAAAGAUUUGCGUGCGUGA